GCUAUUUGGGAAAACCUGAUGUUCAGGUCACCGGGUUUAAAAACACAUUCAGUUAGCAAAUCUUGAUCUCGUUAGAACAAAUACUUGUUGAAAUGUUGAAACAUUUUCGUGAUAUUUUCACCAUUCAGGUAUUUUGAAAACGAAACUACUAUUGCGCAUAAUUUCGGAACAGGACGUUAUUUUUCCACGAAGAAAUAUUUCAUUGUUGCAAAUUCCGUACGUCGAACAGCACCUUAUUUUGGAAAACAAUACCAAUGGCAGACGACAAUUCAAAAUGUACAAAGCUCAUAUCAGCCGCUUUGGAUUUUGGAACCACAUACAGCGGGUAUGCAUUCUCGUUUCGCGACAGGCCAAACGAUAUACACACGAAUCCAAGCUGGGUGGCAGGUUCAGAGAAGCUUAUAUCGCUGAAAUGCCCUACUUCCGUACUACUUAAACCAAACAAGGAGUUUCAUUCGUUUGGGUUUGAGGCGGAAAACAAGUACGCUGAUUUGGCUGAGGAAGAUGAACACCAUAACUGGUACCUAUUCAGGCGUUUCAAAAUGUCUCUUUAUGAAACAAAAAAUUUGCAAUUUGACACACCUGCAGAAGACAUUUCGGGCAAGAAAAUGCCAGCUAUAGAUAUUUUUUCGCAUUCAAUUAGUUUUCUGAAGAAUCAUCUUUGGAAAACUAUACAAUCAAGGACAACAGGAAUCCUCGAAACUGACAUACAGUAUGUGAUUACUGUUCCAGCAAUUUGGGACCAAAAGGCGAAGCAGUUCAUGAGGAGGGCUGCCAAUAAGGCAAACAUUCCUAACGAUCAGAUACUAUUUGCACUUGAACCAGAGGCAGCAUCUGUAUGGUGUCAAGUCUUAACAGACGACAAACUCAGCAAUCUUUCGGAACCACUUGCUAAAUAUAUGGUGGUAGAUUUAGGAGGCGGAACGGCCGAUAUUACUGUCCACCAAAAAAUGGCUGAUGGUAGUCUGAAAGAACUCCAUAAAGCAAGUGGAGGAGCAUGGGGCGGAAAUGAAGUAGACAAAGCCUAUUUGAAAAUGCUUUCUGAUAUGAUAGGACCAGAAGCUAUCGAAAAGUUCAAGCGAGAACAAAUGAUUGAUUACUUUGACCUUCUUAGGGAUUUUGAGACCAAAAAAAGAACGAUAACAAGAGCCAUUGAUGGGAAAAUGACUUUCAAAAUUCCAGCUAGUUUACGUGAGUUAGGCGAGUCGGAUGGUGUAAAGAUGCAGGACAAAGUUGCAAAAUCACACAGUAAGACAAAGAUCACAUGGACUGGAGACAAACUAAGAAUUGAAAAGGCUGCUGCAAAAGCCCUGUUUGAAACUCCUCUGAAUAUGCUAAUCUGUCAUAUCGGAAAGAUGUUUGCGGAACCGACAGUACAAGAUGUUGAUGUUAUACUCCUUGUCGGUGGCUUUGGAGAAUGUGAACUAGUGAAAGAAGCAUUUGAAAACAAAUUUGCAAAUAAGCGAUUAAUGAUUCCUCCAGAGGCAGGUCUAGCUGUUCUUAAAGGAGCUGCGCGCUUUGGUCAUCUUCAAGAUAUAGUGCAAACAAGGGUAGCAAGAUAUACAAUUGGAUGGGAAUCAUUGUCCUUUUUCGAAGAACACCAUGAUCCAGCUAAAAAAAUUAUUGUCGGCGGACAAGAUCUCUGUAAAGAUAUCUUCCAAAAAUUAAUUGAAAUCGACGAGGAAAUUCCCAAGUACAAGUUCUUCGAAAAAGAUGCAGGAGCAGCUUAUGCUGAGCAAAAAUUCGUUGCGAUCAAACUUUUCAGUUCAACAAAUCGGCAUGUAAAAUAUACCACAGAGCCAGAAUGUCAAGAAUUGGGGCGUCUUGAUAUAAAAUGUCCGGAUUCGUCAAAUAUUUCGGACAAAAAAAUGAAGAUAUAUUACUUCUUUGGCGAUACUGAAAUUCACAUUCGAGUAAAAUUUUUGAAUACAAACGAAGAAUACGAAAAAUGGAUUGACUGUUUCUCCGGUUAAUUGCAUAAACAGUGCUAUUUGUAAAAUAAAUAUGUACACAUCAGAUAUAAAGUGAUCUAUUAUUACCUUGCCAUAUCCGUGUUUGAAACUGUACAAAUUACCUAGGCAAAGAUCAAUAUUUCUGUUUUGAAUUUGAUACCGCAAAUAUGACUGCCCUUAGAUGGAUGGUUAAAUCCACAAGGGUUUGAGGAAGGCAUUCAGAAGGCUUAUUUAUAGUAUUGUAAUAGAAUUCUCCUUUUCAGAAUGAAAGUCAUGAUAUUAUGAUACAAAUAAACGUUUAGCAUACAAGUAACUAUUGAACUGGUGUAAUAUAACAUAAUUAUAAUACAAGGACUGAUAUCAGUUUUAAAAGGUUAAAGGUCAUACAUUUUUUUCUAUAAGUGAAUUGUUUCUUACACAAAUUCAUCUUAAGAUAAGAAUGUCAUCAUGGUUGACAUUUCUCCUUGUAAAAGAGUACUCUACAUAAGGAUACGUAACACUUGUGAGAAUUAAUCCAGGAUACAGAUGUUUCUUUUAGCGAAUAUCUUAAUUAACCUCGGACAGGUACAGGAAGAGAUUCUCGCCACAUAAUGGCAGACGUAUUGGAACAUUCUGACGAUACUGCCUUGUCCCAUUCAUAGUAUUUAAAAAUGGCGGACCACACCUUUGGGACGACUUCAACGUUUUAGGGCUUAGCCAUUUGUUAAUGUAUCAUUGUUAUGACUGAGGAUUAAUAUUUAUGCGAAAUAACUUGAAGCCUGAUGCAAGUCGGGUAUUUCAUGUCAUUUCUAACAUUAUAUUGUGUAUGUACCAUAUAUUAUUAGCGUUACAAAUUUCUUCUGCGUAUAUCACUACGCUCAGCGUGUAAUGCUCCAGCUUUUUGUCAAUAUGUUAUCUCAUAACGUAUAUUAUGUGUAAGUAUGGGUCUUUUCCUUUCAGCCGUCGUGUAGUACUUGAGUAUGUAAUGUAAUGCACUUUUAUCAUUAUUAUUGUGAAAUAUUGAUUUGGGCGUAUCACAGAACCUAGUCUUAAGCCGGGAUUUCCAUUGGCCAAAGCCGUUGCCAUUUGCGCUCCGAAGGUUAUGAAUACAGGCGUCUGUUUUCAGUCAGUAUCUUCUUCUCAACCAUAAAACCUUGAAAGGCGACUCUCACAGACAAGACGUUUCUAUUUAUAUAUACAAUAUCGACGCAUGCAAGGUAUUUAUAUCAACGCAUCUCGUGUUAAUCGCAACAGCCACUUGUAUUUGCAUGCUUUAUCGAGGGAGAUGUUGAUGUGCAACUACCGAGGGGGGUAGGUCCUUACAGCAUAAAUUCGAAUGUUUAUUUGUUUGCUUUGUUGGGCUAAACAUCACAUCGACAUAAUUGUAGGUGAGAUGUCAAUUUCCAAGCUUUUGUUGGUAGCGGAAGACAACAGAUUCCCGUCCGGGGAUUAUUUCAUCACUGCCGGGCUCCUGCGUAAAACCACCGCCCUUCCGUAAAAUUUCCACUUAUAAAAAUAUCUACACUCCCUGGGAAGUUUUGGGUAUACGCUACAUAUUUAAAAUAAGAACUACUAUGAACUUAAAAACGACAAGAGGCAAAAUGUAAUAGUUGUUUGGAGGCCUUAGCUAAAGAAGUAAAAAGUCAUAAAAGUAAACACAUAAUGAGUUCAGGUGCCUGUUUAUAAAACAGAAUACUGACAUACUAUUAAAUGAACCACUUUAAUAUGCAUUAAAACACUACACAAUUGAAUAUUUAGACGCGGUGAUUAAAUAUAAAUUAUUUCGCAGUCGGAUCCAUUAAAUUAAAUACGACACUACGACUAGUUUACUCAAGACUAUGAUAAUGUCUUUGUCUUAUUCUUUUGUUUAUAAUCAUGAUUUUCUUGCUUACAAUAAAAUUAG
This is a messenger RNA of Mercenaria mercenaria, 3834 nucleotides long. RefSeq names its product heat shock 70 kDa protein 12B-like. The record is from RefSeq and is a predicted model, not a curated record. NCBI's taxonomy places the organism in Eukaryota, Metazoa, Mollusca, Bivalvia, Venerida, Veneridae. The coding region runs from base 255 to 1973 and encodes 572 amino acids. Gene Ontology annotation, molecular function: ATP binding; ATP-dependent protein folding chaperone. The transcript is spliced from 5 exons.